Messenger RNA from Didymella exigua CBS 183.55, 396 nucleotides. Its product is annotated as CheY-like protein. The annotation marks the transcript as partial. The transcript has a single exon. The record is from RefSeq and is a predicted model, not a curated record. Lineage: Eukaryota; Fungi; Ascomycota; Dothideomycetes; Pleosporales; Didymellaceae. Gene Ontology annotation, biological process: phosphorelay signal transduction system.
CGUGUUCUCUUGGUUGACGACAACACUAUCAACCUCCGCCUUCUUCAAGUCGGCAUGAAGAAGCGCGGCUACACCUUCAUCUCCAGCGCUUCAGAUGGACUCCAAGCUGUCAAUACAUACCGGACCCUACUGCACUCCACCCCCUUCGCGCCGCCCGAGCUCAUUCUCAUGGAUCUAUCGAUGCCCAUCAUGGAUGGCUUCGAAGCAACACGGCAAGUUCGCAGAAUUGAGGCAGAGUACAACAGUCACCUGUCGCCCUCGCAAGCACCGCACCACUCCCUGAUCAUUGCGCUGACUGGUCUUGCGAGUGUGACGGAUCAGAAGAAAGCGUAUAUGGCUGGGGUAGAUUCGUACAUCAUGAAGCCGGUCAGCUUUGCGAAGUUGACAAAAUUGUUG